Messenger RNA from Penaeus monodon (black tiger shrimp), 3167 nucleotides. RefSeq names its product receptor-type guanylate cyclase Gyc76C-like. Gene Ontology annotation, biological process: protein phosphorylation; cGMP biosynthetic process; receptor guanylyl cyclase signaling pathway. Gene Ontology annotation, molecular function: ATP binding; protein kinase activity; peptide receptor activity. The record is from RefSeq and is a predicted model, not a curated record. Lineage: Eukaryota; Metazoa; Arthropoda; Malacostraca; Decapoda; Penaeidae.
AGCUGCCCCGCAACACCUCGGCGGUCCUCAAGAAGUGGACGGAGAAGAGCAACAACUGCCUCAGUUAUGACACGUCCGCGGUCUGGCCGGAUCAGGUGUCAGGGCGCAACAGCCUCCUGGUGGGGUUCCUGCCGACGAUCACGGGCGAGCGGAAGGAGCGGCUUGGCCUGAAGGUGAUCGGGGCCUUCGCCUACGCCGUCGACGAGGUCAACAAGAACUUCACGCUGCCCGAGAACUACAUGCUCAGGGUCAAGUACUACGACACCCAGGGCGUGGAGACGCGGGGCAGCAGCAGCGUCGUGGACCUCCUGUGCAACAACGUGUCCGCCAUCUUUGGUCCCGAGCACACGUGCUACGUCGAGGGCACGAUCGCCGAGGGGAAAAACCUGCCCAUGAUCUCAUACGGCUGCAAUGAUGAACGAGCCUCGACCUUCAAAACAUUCGCCAGGACAAAUCCUUCAGAAAUAUAUAUAAUCAACACGACCAUCGCCACGCUCAAGCACAACAACUGGAGCCGCUUCUCCAUUAUCUACACCGACGACAGCACCACCAUGGUCAAGACGCUGAAGGCAGAGGCGAGGGCGCACGGCAUGACCAUCAACCACGAGAUGCUGUUCAAGAAGGAGGAGUUGCUGUACACUUUUCAGACGACUAAGAGCACCACGAGGAUCUACGUGUUCAUCGGUCAUCGGUCCCUUGUCAACGAAGUCCUCACCGUGAUGGCGAUGACUGGGCUAUUCCAGGGAGCCAAGAAGGAGUACCUGCUUCUCUUCGUCGACCGCGAGGAGUACGCGAUGUACGAUUGGCACAGCUACACUUGGGACAGCCAUUCCAGGACGGUGAUGGACGAGAGCGGCGGCACCUGCUGGGAGGACGACCUGAAGAUGUACGACGGCGCCUUCAUGGUGGUGGCCAACCGCUUCCCUGACUCCGGAAAUAUCACCGACAUGGUGCUCCAGUACAACAAAGACCCGCCCUUCUGCCUGGGUUUCCACACGGACCUGCCCAGGAAACGGCCCAUCAAGAGCAAACCGCAUGUUCCAUACUUGCCCUCGGCCUACCUGUAUGAUUCAGUGCAGCUUUAUGCUCGAGCUGUGAGCGAGCUGUACGAAAGGAGGCAGAACCUCAGCAUCACUGUGGCAGACAUAGCCAGCAAUGGAACCAUGAUCAAGAACCACCUAAGGAACAUGACAUAUGAGAGUAUUCUUGGUUUCAAAAUGACGAUGAACAUGAAUGCAUCCAGUGAAGGCAAAUACAGUGUGUAUUACUUUUCACAGUGUCCUGAUUCUAGCAAUGAUACCUACAACUGUUCCAAAUGUCUUUACAAAAUAAGUGAUUAUUAUGGAGGGAAUUACUCUCUCAUGGCAAGUGCCCUCAAAGUGGAAAUAAAAGACAUGCCUCGCUGUGGUUAUAAUGGCACAUUGUGUAACACAUCAGAGACUCAGAGCAAGAAAAUAGCUUUUUGGCUAAUGAGCGCCCUUCUCAUCUUGUUUACAUUUGUGUCAACUAUAUCAUACCGAAACUGGAAGUACGAGCAGGAGAUUGUGGGUCUGCAGUGGCGCAUCAACGCAGCUGAACUGACAUUGGGUAACCACGCUUCUGUUGGAAGUAGGGUACGUGAGGUGGGCUUAUACUCGACCUCUUCCUCCCUAACUAGCAGGCAAAGUCUAGUGAGUGCUGCCUCGUACGAUUUCCAUGACAAAUGGUACCACAACUGGGCAAACUACAAGGGUACUGUGGUAUGUCUUAAGGCCAUCACCAUGAACCAAAGGAGACUGGAGCUUUCACGCGGUACCAUGAUUGAAAUGAGAAAUAUGCGUGAAAUGAAGCAGUACAAUGUGUGUGAAUUCAUUGGAGCCUUUGUGCAACCAAACGGGGUAACGCUUGUGACAGAAUACUGCACGAGAGGCUCCUUACUCGAUAUUCUUGCCAUGGAAGACAUACAGCUCAAUAGUCUCUUCAUAUCAUGGCAUGCUUUUUCUUCAUUCCAAUUUUGGCCCUCAUGGCAACCUCAAGUCCUCCAACUGUGUCGUCAACGGGAGAUGGGUGCUCCAAGUUACAGACUAUGGCUUGCAUGACCUGCGGAAGGAGGCACUGCGCAAUCUGGAGAAAGACGACAAGGGACAGUUUGAUAGACACAUGCUUUGGAGAGCGCCAGAACUGCUCCGAGCUGGAAUAGAAGCUUCAGGAACCAAAGAAGGAGAUGUCUACUCAUUUGCCAUUAUCCUCCAUGAAAUGAUUGGUCGACAGGGUCCAUAUGACACUUAUGAUAUAAACACAGAUGAUCCCUCAGUGAUCAUCCAGAAGUUGAAAGACGGAUCAACCCUAACAGGUAAUGUAUAUCGUCCAUCCCUUCUAAACCUACUGGACAUGCCCUUCGGGUCUGACCAGGACGUGAGGAGCACUAUGCAGGCGGCCUGGAAGGAGAACCCAGCUGAGAGGCCAAACUUCCGCACAAUCAAAAUCAAAUUGAAAGACAUGAAGGACAAAAGUCGCAAGGGUAACAUAAUGGAUCACAUGUUGCACAUGUUAGAGCAGUAUAGCAAGAACCUUGAGGAAUUAGUAACAAAUCGAACCCAAGCACUGAGGGAAGAGCAGAGCAAGACAAAAGAUUUGUUGCAUCGCAUGUUACCAUCAUCCGUCGCAGCAAGUUUAACUCAAGGGAUAGAUGUAGAACCUCAAGGCUUCGAUGCCGUUACAAUAUAUUUCAGUGACAUUGUAGGGUUCACUUCUUUGUCUGCUGAGAGUACCCCAUACCAGGUGGUGAGUUUCUUGAAUGACUUGUAUACACUUUUCGACAACAUCAUCAAAGGCUAUGAUGUAUACAAAGUAGAAACUAUCGGUGAUGCGUAUAUGGUCGUCUCAGGCCUUCCAAAGCCAAACAUGGGGAGACAUGCUGGGGAAGUAGCAUCUAUGGCCCUUGAGCUGUUGAAUGAGGUAAAAACCAAGUUUGUUAUUCGGCACCGGCCUGAAACCACCCUCAAGCUGCGGAUAGGCCUGCACACAGGCCCUGUGAUAGCGGGUGUGGUUGGGGUCACCAUGCCCAGAUACUGCCUCUUUGGCGACACUGUGAACACUGCUUCCCGAAUGGAAAGUGCGGAUACACAUCUCAGAACAGUGCUAUAAGGCCCUGGAAGCGCUAGGUGGAUAUGAGAUGGAGGAACGCG